This is a messenger RNA of Gymnodraco acuticeps, 4691 nucleotides long. RefSeq names its product solute carrier family 44 member 5b (gene slc44a5b). NCBI's taxonomy places the organism in Eukaryota, Metazoa, Chordata, Actinopteri, Perciformes, Bathydraconidae. Bases 162 to 2321 code for a protein of 719 amino acids. Gene Ontology annotation, cellular component: membrane. Gene Ontology annotation, biological process: transmembrane transport. The transcript is spliced from 23 exons. Gene Ontology annotation, molecular function: transmembrane transporter activity. The record is from RefSeq and is a predicted model, not a curated record.
CUGCGUGGCCGAAGCAUCCUCGCGCCCCAGACCUCUCCAGGUUCCUGUGUUUAUUUCUCGACGGGACCGUUGAAAGGCACUCAAAUAAACUCCAGUUUAACUCGACUCUCAUAUGCGGUCUCCAAAACCAAGACGACGCUGCAUUUGUGCUACCAAGUGCCAUGGCUAGAAAGACGGACACCCGCUCAUCUUACUAUGGUGAGCCGCGCAAGUUUGACCCCACCUUCAGAGGGCCUGUUCACAACAGGAGCUGCACUGAUGUGGUUUGCUGUGUUGUCUUCAUCACUUUCAUCAUCGGCUACAUCGCGCUGGGUACUGUGGCCUGGAUCCAUGGCGACCCCAGGAAGGUCGUCUAUCCAACCGACAGCCGCGGUCAGUUCUGUGGCCAACAGAACACCCCCAAUGCAAACAAAACCAAAUUAUUCUACUUCAACAUGUUGAAAUGUGCCAACCCUGCAGUUUUGAUUAACCUCCAGUGCCCUACUACCCAGCUCUGUGUCUCCAAGUGCCCUGACAGCUUUUCAACCCUCCUGGAUGCAUGGGGUACCAACAAAUGGGAAUAUUACAAGCAAUUCUGCAAGCCAGGCUUCGAGAUCAGCAGCAAGACAGUACUUGAAGUCAUACGAGAUGAAGACUGCCCUUCUAUGAUUGUGCCAAGCAGACCUUUUCUUCAACGGUGCUUCCCCGAUUUCAUUACGAGAAACGGAACUUUAACUGUAGCCAACCAGACCAACUUCAAAGACGGUGACAAUAACCACAGAAGUGUCAACGACCUUAAAGAUGCUGCCAACCAAGUAACUGCCGUGCAGCAAGGAGAGGAAAGAGGUAUCGCCAGUCUGCUCAAUGCCAAUGAAGUCGGCAUUAAGAUCUUUGAAGAUUAUGCUAAUUCCUGGGACUGGAUCCUCAUAGGUCUGGUGAUUACCAUGGUGGUCAGUCUGAUCUUUAUCCUGCUGCUGCGCUACACUGCUGGGGUGCUCCUGUGGCUCAUUAUCAUUAGUGUCAUCACUGUGAUCGGCUUUGGUAUCUGGCACUGCUACUGGGAGUACAGCAAUCUGACCAGGAAGCCAGGUGCUAAUGUCACCAUCUCUGACAUCGGCUUCCAAACAGACUUCAGCAUUUACCUUCAGCUCAGCCAAACGUGGCUCGUCUUCAUGAUCUCACUUUCUGUGAUUGAGGCCGUUAUUGUGAUUAUACUGAUAUUUCUGAGGACGAGGCUGCGCAUCGCUAUUGCAUUAAUGAAGGAGGGAAGCAAGGCCAUCAGCUACGUCAUGUCCAGUCUCUUUUACCCCAUCAUCACCUUUCUCCUCCUGGCCAUCUGCAUUGCUUACUGGGCCGUCACAGCAGUCUUCUUAGCAUCAUCUGGUAAUGCAGUCUACAAGGUCACACCUGCUGACGAUAAAUGCAUGUAUGCCAAUCUCACAUGCAGCCCAAACACCUUCAGUGAGACCAAUGUUAGCAAAGUGUGCCCCGGAGCCCAAUGCAUGUUUGCCUUCUACGGUGGGGAGACCGUGUACCACCGCUACAUCCUGGUGCUCCACCUGUGUAACCUGUUCAUGUUCCUCUGGCUGGUCAACUUCACCAUCGCUCUGGGACAGUGCACCCUGGCCGGGGCCUUCGCGUCCUACUACUGGGCCCUGAAGAAGCCCGACGACAUCCCAGUGAGCCCCCUCUACUCCUCCUUCAGCCGAGCCAUACGCUAUCACACAGGUUCUCUUGCCUUCGGUUCUCUGAUCCUCGCUGUGGUGCAGAUGAUCCGGAUGGUUCUCGAGUAUUUGAAUACCAAACUGAAAGGUUCUGAAAACGCAUGUGCUCGAUUCUUGCUUUGCUGUCUCCAAUGCUGCUUCUGGUGCCUGGAGAACUUCAUCAGGUUCAUGAACAGAAAUGCAUACAUCAUGAUAGCAAUAUAUGGAAAGAACUUCUGCACCUCUUCCAAGGAUGCUUUCUUCCUUUUGAUGAGGAACAUUAUUCGGGUGGCUGUCCUGGACAAGGUGACAGACUUUCUGCUUUUCUUGGGAAAACUGCUUAUUUCAGGAAGUGUUGGUGUUCUUGCAUUUUUCUUCUUCACACGUAAAAUACCAGUCAUUCAAGAGGAGGUGCCGUCCCUAAAUUACUACUGGGUCCCCCUUGUGACGGUGAUAUUUGGAUCCUACAUGAUUGCGCAUGGAUUUUUUAAUGUCUAUGCCAUGUGCGUGGACACGUUGUUCCUGUGCUUUUUGUGGGAUCUGGAGGCGCACGACGGCUCUCCUCUCCGGCCCUACUACAUGACCAAAUCCCUGAAGAAAAUCCUCAAGAAGAAAAACGUAGAGACGCCGAGAGAAUGAAGUAGAGAAAAGACAAAGGUGGGGGAAGGAGAAAAGCUCAAGUUAAUUCGCCAAAGCAUGGUACCAUGUGGCAAUAAAGACUUUGCCAAAUAUAAUUUAAGUGUUCACAAGUUGCAGCCGUACACUCUAAUUUACAAAAUGUUGCAACUUUAAUAAUUAGAUCCAAUCACAUGCUCCUAAAGUAUGAUGCGUAAUGUUUUUUGAUAUUUAACUUCAAAAGUCAGUUUGUUGUUUUUAUAUUCAACGGUGUACAAGCAACACCAAGUUCUUGUAAAUAUUCAUAUUUUUUAUUUUAUAGUUUUAACUGAUAUAUAUAUAUGGGUGUGUUUGUUACAGCCACAGUCAUACUGUCGUUCCUAUUGGAAUGAGUGAUUUCUUUCUUUAUUGAGAUUGUGCUAAGCAUCAGCAGUUGUUGUUCUUAUAACUCUUGUAGUUGCCGGUUCCCACCACUGGAUGGCGCCACUCAUUAACGUGUGUUAUGUAUACUGUUGUUGUGGUGCUGGUAAUUGAACUAGUUUUUCCAUGAAAUGGUUAAACGUCAGCUCGUCUAUGUAUUGUGUUAUCACAUGUUUUUUUUACCUCAAUUUGUCUCACAUUGAGAAUUAUAUUAAGUUAAGUGUCCACUGUUUUCAUCUUUAACUGUCAAGGACAUCAUUUGUAGAAUUGCCACAUUGAGUGUCUAAUUGCAUCUUGCAGCUACAUUAAUUUUAUUUUAAGAUGCUUUCCUGACAUUCAUAAAAGAAAAUAGAGUGAUAGUCGGCAGCAGCAGUUGUUGUUGGAAUAAAAGGUGAAGUCGAAGGAUAUUCUGUGUUUGGAGCUUUGAAAGCAUGUUGCAUACCUUCAAAAAAGUCAGAGGUUUUUCUCGGCUGCAUCGUGUGUCAGACUAGCCUAGAACGCAGAACCUUACACGUGUUCUUAGAUGUUUAACAUAUCUAUUAUAGGCGUCUAUUUGUGGGACGCCACCAACAUUGUCUCGUCUUAAAGAGUCCCUCUUAAAAAAUGCUUUAAAAAGUGUCAUACUCACAAUGCACAACAAUAUUACUAAUUUUCAACAGCAUAAAACAUAAACCUGCAGUUGAACCCACUUCUCUGAUGAAGCAAGAAGCUUCAAACUUUGCUUCCAUCAAAAAAGAUGUAGGUAGAGUAUCCCCUUGAUUAUAGAACAAAACAUAAUACCAACAUUUCAUGAUGGAGUUAUGAACGUCAUUGUACAGUGUUGAAUCCUUUUGUUUCUUGUUUCUGUUGGUCCAAAUUGGAGCUUACCUCAAAUAGUAUUAGUGAGUUAAAUUCAGGCAGUAGUCAGGCAGAACUUCUUAUUUUUUUAAAGAUGGUUUUAAAAGACAACUUGCCCUAUAUUUUACAUUGACUGCUUUCUGAAGUAUAAGCACAUCUCUGGCAUCAGAAGCAUGCUGAUGUCAGGUCAGUUUGCAUGACUGUUUGUAACACUGGUGCGCCAGUAAUGUGGAAGAUACGGUCUGUUUUGAUAAGAUUCUAAGUAAAGCUUGAAUAUGUUGUAUGUUAAAUGAGUUAUUGGCAGGUUUGGGUGUCACCAGGUUGUGACUGAAAUACACAAGUGACACAGCUUUUGGCAGUUUCACACACAUCCAACGUAUGGGGAGGUUUUCUACAUUAAUGUGAUGCUCACCUUUAGAUCUUUGAGAUGAGACUCAUGAGUCUUUGUACCGUGUUUGUGUGUGUGGAAACCUGCUCUCAUGGUGCCUCAGAGUGACAGCAGAGCCAGGCUCACACACCCUGUGCCGCCGUUUAGCUGAACACGCUGGGACACGUACAAUGUAACAAUUCAGUAAAAGCAAAACAACUGUGCUUCAGUAUCUGAAAGGAGAGAAACGAUGCCUGUGGUGCUCAGUGUGCCAUAUAACGUCUGUCUUUAUUCCUUUUUAUACUGAAGAACUUGUAUUCCUCCAGUUGAAUUGUGGAUCUUUACAUCAUGCAACAUGUCGGGUUUCAUUCCCAUGAGGGUGGAUACCUAAGAUCUGAUAACAGAAGUAAAAGCUGCUUUUAUAUGCCCCCCCUCCCCCCCUCCCCCCUUCCAUGUCUGAAAAUGUGAUUAUUUUUGGUCAACCACAGUCAACAAGUAGACACAAGUGCAGCUCCUCUCCUCAUUACGUGCGUCACUUUUCUAACCGCAAACUCUUAAAAGUCAAACUCUGAAGAUGCAGUGCUCAAACCUGUCAAUACUCCAAAUGGUGUUAUUUAUUGUGGCUCCUUUGUGCACAAAGCUGACAGUAUAAGUGCCUGUUUUAUAUUUAUUUAUAACGUUACGGUUGCAUGUGUUUUUUUUAACAGAUUAUAUUACAUUCAAAUAUAAAUGUUUCUGUUUUUAUCAAUAAAUAGUAUUUCUACUAUGCA